This is a messenger RNA of Pseudocercospora fijiensis CIRAD86, 2275 nucleotides long. RefSeq lists its product as uncharacterized. Gene Ontology annotation, biological process: apoptotic process; proteolysis. The transcript is spliced from 2 exons. Gene Ontology annotation, molecular function: serine-type carboxypeptidase activity. Lineage: Eukaryota; Fungi; Ascomycota; Dothideomycetes; Mycosphaerellales; Mycosphaerellaceae. Bases 312 to 2216 code for a protein of 634 amino acids. Gene Ontology annotation, cellular component: trans-Golgi network. The record is from RefSeq and is a predicted model, not a curated record.
CUUGAUUGACUUGUGUGUUACCAUUCUGCUUGUUGGCAGCUCUGGUCGCAUGGUCAACUGCAAGAGCGCCAGUCCUCCGACAUCCGUCCACACCACUUGAGCGAAGCUACGCCGAAGGAGAACCACACGUUGCUAGUUGCCAGUUGCCAGUUGCCAUUUCACCUUUCCACCAUUCGCAUCAUUCCAAUUGCAUCUGAACAAUCCCGCGACCGAACAUUCGUACUUGAAUAUCGAAUCACGCGACCGCAACGGCAUGAGAUAGCCAUCCUUGCUGCCACGCAACCCCGACGCCUCCUCCCCAAGUCGCCAACAUGGCGCAUCCACACACUCGCUCUGCGCCAUCGAGAAUACGAUGGCAGUCUCUAUUAGCCAUACCGGCCUUGCUAGCCUCAAUAUGCCUGCCGACCGCAUACGCACAGACAGUACCCAAGACGGCCGCCGACUACUAUGUCCAUGAUCUGCCUGGAGCGCCUGCAUCUCCUCGACUGGACAUGUGGGCCGGCCAUGUUGAGAUCGCGCCAGCCAAUCAUGCCAAUCUCUUCUUCUGGCUGUUCAAGAACAGGCAUAUUGCAAACAGGAGUCGCCUAGUACUUUGGCUGAAUGGUGGACCAGGCUGCAGUUCUAUGGAUGGAGCGCUGAUGGAGAUUGGUCCGUACAGAGUACAAAAGGACGGGAAAUUGAGAGUGCAGGAGGGUAGCUGGGAUGAAUUCGCGAACGUACUAUUCGUGGACCAGCCCGUUGGCACUGGCUUCAGUUACAGUGACACCAAUGCAUACGUGAAGGAGAUGAGUGAGAUGGCCAGCCACAUGGUGACCUUCUUGGAGAAAUGGUUUGACAUAUUUCCCGAGUACGCGCAUACAGAUAUCUAUAUUGCAGGCGAGUCCUACGCAGGACAAUGGAUACCCUACGUCGCAGACGCCAUGAUCAAGCGCAAUAAACAGCACAUGAACGACGAAUGGCCGCUCAAAGGUCUUCUCAUUGGAAACGGCUGGAUCUCUGGUCCUGACCAAUACCCCUCUUUUGUUCCUUUUGCCUUCGAGAAUAACCUCUUCGCCAGCGGAUCCGAAGCCGAGAAAUCUGUUCUGGAAAAGCAAAAGGCUUGCAUUGCGGAACUCGACAGGGGCGCAAAGGAUCAUGUUGACUCCGGUAUCUGUGAAGAUAUCAUGCAGGACAUUCUCAAGCACACCCAGAAUGACCAAGGCUGCGUGAACAUGUACGAUGUCCGACUUCGCGACUCCUAUCCGAGCUGCGGCAUGAACUGGCCUCCGGAUCUCGAAUACGUCAAACCCUACCUCCGCCGCGACGAUGUCCUGAAUGCUCUGCACGUCAACAAAGAUAAGAACACAGGUUGGGUGGAAUGCAACAACCAGGUCUCACAAGCUUUCGUCGCCAAGCAUUCUGCGCCAUCCGUCACGCUCCUCCCCGACCUCCUGGCCCAAGUGCCCAUCGUCCUCUUCUCCGGAGACAAGGAUAUGAUCUGCAACCAUGUCGGGACGGAAAAUCUCAUCAACAGCCUGGAGUGGAACGGGGCAAAAGGCAUGGAACUCUCCCCCGGCGUCACCGCUCCACGCCGUGACUGGGAGUUCGAAGGCGAACCAGCCGGUCAAUACCAGACUGCCCGCAACCUAACCUAUCUCCGCUUCUACAACUCCUCCCACAUGGUCCCCUUCGACUAUCCCCGGCGAACCCGAGAUAUGCUCGACCGCUUCAUGGGCGUCGACAUCGCUUCCAUCGGCGGCAUCCCAGCCGACUCCCGCAUCGACGGCGAAAAGGGUGUCGAGGUCUCCGUCGGCGGCCACCCCAACUCCACCGCCGCCGAAGAAACCGAAAAAGCCCGUCUCCUAGCCGCGAAAUGGGAAGCUUACCGCCGCUCCGGCGAAGUGGUCCUCUUCAUCGUCAUCGUCAUCGCAGGAAUCUGGGGCGUGGUCGUCUGGCGCGGUCGAAGAUCGCGAAAAGGCUAUAGGAGUGUUUUCUCUUCAGAUCCAUACGAUGGCAGUAAUGGCGGUUUGGGUCUCGACGCUCGCGCGAGUAAAGUUGAAAGAGAUGUCGAAGCUGCGAGGGAUUUUGACGAGGCGGAAUUAGACGAUUUGAGUAAAGCUGAUCAAAGACAUUAUCGAGAUGUUGAUCGCGAUCGUUUUGGGAUUGGAGAUGAUUCGGAUGAUGAUGGUGCUGAUGGUGCUGGUGGGGGGCCUGCGAGGGCGAAUGGACAUGCAUAGUAAGGAGUCAGGGGAUCCGGAGUUGAAUGUGUGCAGGUGUAGAUGUUUCCUUCUGACAU